Molecule: messenger RNA, 382 nt
Organism: Hypoxylon trugodes
Lineage: Eukaryota; Fungi; Ascomycota; Sordariomycetes; Xylariales; Hypoxylaceae
Exons: 2
Coding region: 49-285 (78 amino acids)
Source: RefSeq, a predicted model, not a curated record
AUAGGGGGAAAGGGAAGAAAAGGGGAUUUUCGCCUUGCCGAAGGAAUAAUGGUUUCCCUAUGCUUUAUAUCCCUAUAUUUAUCUACUACGCCAAGAAUGGCGAUGCUUCUAUGUUUCAGCGAAGCUCUUAGAAAACCUAGGGUCUAUGGGACCAUAGCGAGGCAAAGCGUUGCGAGUUUGAGGGUAUCAGCUUUUUCUAUAACUGAAAAAGCGAGGAUACCUAGUGUACAACUAGUCUUAAGUCGAAAAAUGGCUUCGUCGAUAGUAGCCUGUAUAUGCUUGUAGGGAGUCAUUUUUUCAUCAUUGUAGGGGAGAUGUCCCAGAGUCAUAAGCUGCUUUAAGUAUUUGCCUAAUACGAUGUAAGAAGUUACUUUGAACUCCC